UUGAGGCCGUGCUGCCGCCGGGGUCUCCGGCCUUGGGGCCUCUUAGCGGCCGCAAGAAGAGGCGGCUGGGGGCGGGGGGAGAGGGGCCGGGGCCCACGCUCCCCCAGCCCCGGAGGAGGCCGAGGCGGAGGGAAGGACAAACGGACGGACCCAUCCCAGCGGCCGGACACCCUCCUCCACACCACCCCCCUCACCCCGUCGUCCGCCGGGGAUCAUGGCCGGGGCUGGGGCAGCUGCCGCUGCGGCCAGGAGCGCCCUGCCGGCCGUAAGAAGAAAUUAUAUUAUAUAGACAGUCUCCUGGCAGAAGAUGAUACAUAUGGAUCAGAAACAGAAGUAAGAAGUUGGAAACCAGGAAUCCAAAGUGAAGAAAUUCUGUGAGCCUUUGGAUGAGAAAGGUCCUCCACUCUAUAACCAUGCCAGAGAUGACAGAAAAUGAAACUCCUACAAAGAAGCAGCACCGAAAGAAAAACCGGGAGACACACAAUGCAGUGGAGAGGCAUCGAAAGAAGAAAAUUAAUGCUGGAAUCAACCGAAUUGGAGAACUCGUCCCAUGUUCACCUGCACUGAAGCAGAGCAAGAAUAUGAUCCUGGAUCAAGCCUUUAAGUACAUAACAGAAUUAAAAAGGCAAAAUGAUGAGCUCUUACUCAAUGGAGGAAACCAUGAACAAGCUGAAGAAAUUAAAAAACUGCGGAAACAGCUGGAAGAAACCCAAAGGGAAAAUGGCCGAUACAUUGAAUUACUGAAAGCAAAUGACAUUUGCCUGUACGAUGACCCUACAAUCCACUGGAAAGGAAAUCUCAAAAAUGCAAAAGUCUCUGUUGUUAUUCCUAGCGACCAGAUUCAGAAGAACAUCAUCGUCUAUUCAAAUGGAAGUCAGCCUGGUGGAAACAACCAAGGGACGGCUGUUCAGGGAAUUACAUUUAAUGUUGGUCAUAAUUUACAAAAGCAGACAGCCAAUGUUGUGCCUGUACAAAGGACUUGCAAUCUGGUGACUCCUGUGUCCAUUUCUGGAGUUUAUACCCCUGAAAAUAAGCCAUGGCAUCAGACAACAGUUUCCUCCUUGGCUGCUAGCCAGUCUGUUCCUCUUUGUCUUCCUGCUACCAUUCCUGCUCAGAACAUUCUUGAAAUUUCCACCUCAGAAAGUGAGUCAAGUGUACUUAGUUCUAACAGCUCACAGAUUACCGUUCCAUCUGGGUCUGAACCCCACCAACAGAGUUCGUCAAAUAUGCCACUAAGUGGUCAGAAUGCUUCUGAAAGCAAAAAUGGACAAGAGAGCCCCAAGUUAGCCAAGAGACCUAUGUCCUGUGCUACCAGCAUUCCCCCCAGCACUUCUGUACUUUCCUUUCAAGUGCAACAUGGAAACAAAUCCUGUCUAAGCUUGCAGGAUUUUAGAAGUGAUGGUCAGGACAACUUUGUGGCACCAGUUGCUGAUACAGCUUGCUCCCAAUCUCUGAGACCUUCGGUCCCUAGGAAUUCCUCUCCAGUGAACAUUAGUAAGAACGCAGACUUAACAAGCAGUGCUGGUGUAGAGACACCUUCAGUAGCUUUAGCAGUCAAGGCUGCAACUGCUAUAAGCACAGUCUCUGCAAGCCAUUUAGACAGUGGUUGGUCUCUUUCUUGCUCUUUGCCUUCUUCAAGUGUUAGUGCUUCUGAUUUGAAAAACAUAAGCAGCCUUACUCGCAUCCCCUCAUCUGGAAACACACAAACAACAUGGACUACAUUGCAAUUGGCAGGAAACACUGUUCAGCCUUUAAGCCAGACGCCAUCUACUGUUGUGACCCCAAUACUAAACGAGCUGGGCACUGGUACCUCAGCUACCAACCACAAUAGACACAUGGCUACAUGUGUCUUGAAUGGCUUGAAUGGCUCAUUUCCUACAGAUGGGCAGCAGGUUGAGCAAGUAGUUGUGACUUUGCCUUCUUGUCCAUCUUUACCUAUGCAGCCACUAAUUGCUCAACCACCAAUUAAAACUCAGCCUCCCCCAAAUAUCCUUCCAUUUAAUUCAACAAUGCAAGUAAUUCAGAUGGCUCAGCCUGUUGGGUCAGCUGUUAAUGCAGGUCCAGCUAAUCAAAAUGUUAUCAUUCUUCAGCCACCUAAUACUACACCAUGCCCAGGAGUUAUGAGAGCAGAAGUUCCCAAUCAAACAGUUGGUCAACAGAUAGUGAUUAUACAGGCAGCUAAUCAGAAUCCUUUGCCGCUCCUCUCCGCUCCACCUCCUGGUUCUGUUCGUGUCUCUGUUAAUGGAGCCAAUCCUGUAGUAGUGUCUAAUAAUUCAGGGCAAAAUGUUUUGGCUCCACAAACAUUUGGAGGAAAACACCUCGUCCAUAUAUUACCGAGGCCUUCAUCAUCAUCAUCAUCUAAUUCUACACAAACUUUUUCUGUUACAAUGUCAAACCAACAGCAGCCUCAAACUAUUUCUUUAAAUGGACAGUUAUUUGCUUUGCAGCCUGUAAUGUCCUCAUCAGGAGCUACAAAUCAAACCCCUAUGCAAAUUAUUCAACCCACCACCAGCGAAGAUCCAAAUACCAACGUUGCCCUGAAUACAUUUGGUGCUUUGGCCAGCCUCAAUCAAAGCAUUUCGCAGAUGGCUGGGCAAAGCUGUGUACAGCUGGCUAUCAGCCAGCCUGCCAAUCCUCCACCUGCUACUAAUAGUAGGAUCACCCCAGUUAACUGUGUUUCAUUACCAACUACUGCAGCAUCGCUUUUAACUACUGAUAACACAACAGUACUACCCAAUACUGCUAAUCAAAUGAACACUUCUCCAGUGAAAGCUCUAGCUAGUUUGCCUUCUAAUGUGAAAUCAAAAAGAAUGAAUAAGAAGCCAGGCACCAAAAAACACGUAGCUAAUAAAUCAGCAUGCCCAGUGAAUCCUGUUAGGGAUUUGGGGAAAUUAGAUUGUGCCAACACAGAAGGAUCGGCUCAGCAGUCAUGUGCUGAUGGGCUGCUAGAAAGCCUACCUGUGGUGUUAACUCCUGCUGUUGAAUCUCAAGCAAAUAGUGUGACUGUUUCUGAUUCGCAUUCCUUUGAGGGUGUAAAUCCUGAGCCUGUAGUCUCAGAAUCUGAUUCAUUAGAGGUGUCCCAUUCACCCUCCCAGGAACCCAUAACAAGUGAACAUUUUGUAUUGGCUCCACCUGAUUCCAGAGAUUCUGUGUCCACUUUGCAAUCAGGGAGAUCUCACAGUAAGCCAACCACUAGUCCCGAGUUGUCAGACUCUUCCAAGUCCUGCAAUUCAUCUAGUAUCUUAAUUCCCUCUCCAAAUGAUCCACAUAUUUUGGUUUCUCAGGUUCCUGAGUCCUCAUCAACCCAAAGCAUGGCAAGUACCAGUGGUGCUUCAGAGGUGGAAAUUAUGGCUGAGCCAUGCAGACAAGAUUCAUCAGCUGCAGUGCAAGCCACGAGUUUAUUAAAGGGACAUGGUUUAACUGCAUUGCUCUCUGACCUUACUAAAGAAAAAGAGGGUCAGAAAACCCCUCUUUCAGCGCAAGUGGACCAUCCUAACUUUUCUUUAGAGAACUCAAAAAUUGUUGGAUCUAGUAUUGAUUUGCCUCAGAAACAGGAGCUAUUACUAAUAAAUGGUGAAAGUGGGAAUUUACCACAGCAUCAUUCCUGUAUUCCUGAUCAAGAGGCCAUUAAUAGUUCUUUGCUUGCCAGCAGGCAGACAGAUUCCCCCAUGUCAACGAGCUCUGGUAGUAGUCGUGGUUUCUCAGUUGCUUCCAUGCUUCCUGAUACCACUAGAGAAGAUGUCACCAACAGUACAUCAGCUAAUACAUGUGACAGCUGUACCUUUGCAGAACAAACUGAUAUAGUAGCACUUGCAGCAAGAGCUAUUUUUGAUCAAGAGAAUCUUGAGAAAGGAAGAGUUGGUGUCCAGGCUGAUAUCCAGGAAACAACUCCAAAGCCAUCUGAAACUUCAUCUUUAGAGGGAGACCAGUCUUUCAAAACCCAGACAGCAAAAGAGAGUACCACAGGACAGGUAGAAGCAACAGCAAAUGAAUUUAGUUCCCAGGACCCAGUUCAAGGAAAUGUGGAUAGGUCUCUUGAAAAACCAAGUUGUUCAGUAUCAGCUGAAACAUCAAAUACCUCUAUACAGGUUUCAACUUCUCAGUCACCAAGCAUUUCCAGUUUAAGUGUUAAUAAUCUUAUCCAUCAGAGCAGCAUCAGCCAUCCCCUAGUAAGCUGCUCAGAGCAACCAGCUAUUCCUGCAACAGGGAAUCUAUCAGUUUCGUCUAGUUCCUAUGCCAGUCAACCUCCUGAACCAUCGCUAAUGACUGAAUAUUCCCAAGACCAGCUAAAUACCAUGACUAAUAACAUACCAAAUUCACAAAUUCAAGAAUCACACUUAAAGUCAAGUCAUGAAAGUCGUAAAGAUCCUGCCAAGCGUCCUGUUCAAGAUGAUCUUUUACUUUCUACAGCCAAAAGGCAAAAACAUUGUCAGCCAGCACCCCUCAGACUCGAAAAUAUGUCCUUGAUGAGCCGGACACCUGACAGCAUUGCUGAUCAAACUCAAAUGAUGGUUGGUCAGAUCCCUCCUAACUCUUCCAACUCAGUGGUACCUGUUAGCAACCCAGGGCAUGUGGAUGACCUUUCUCAGUUAUUCCCACCCAGCAACAACUUUGUGACACCUGCUUUGAGACAACCUGAAGUUCAGUGUAAUUCACAGCCUGCAAUGACUGAGCAGCAACAAAGCCAGGCAGGAAGUCAACAUCUGCAGCCUUUGCAGCAGCAUGUACCUCCUGCUCAAGGCAUAUCUCACCUUCAUAAUAACCAUCCAUACUUAAAGCAGCAACAGCAAGCAGGACAAUUAAGAGAGAGACAUCACUUAUAUCAACUGCAGCAUCAUGUACCUCAUGCAGACAGCUCUAUUCAUUCACAGCCCCACAGUGUACAUCAGCAAAGGACUAUUCAGCAGGAAGUUCAAAUGCAAAAGAAGAGGAAUCUUGUCCAGGGAGCUCAAGCCCCUCAACUUUCCAUACAGCAGAAGCAUCAUGGAAGUGACCAGUCACGACCCAAAGGUGGGCAACCUCACCCCCACCAUCAGCAGAUGCAGCAACAGAUGCAACAGCAUUUUGGAGGUUCCCAAUCAGAAAAAAGCUGUGAGAACCCUUCAACAAGCCGGACCCACCAUAACCACCCCCAGAACCAUCUAAAUCAAGAUAUUAUGCACCAACAGCAGGAUGUUGGAAGUAGACAGCAAGGUUCAGGAGUUUCUUCUGAGCAUGUGACUGCACACAAUCCAAUGCAAAGACUUAUGCCACCUAGAGGUUUAGAGCAACAAAUGGUAUCCCAGCCAAGUAUAGUAACUAGGUCUUCCGAUAUGACCUGCACUCCACACAGGCCAGAAAGAAAUAGAGUUUCAAGUUAUUCUGCAGAGGCACUCAUUGGGAAAACAUCAUCUAAUUCAGAGCAGAGAAUGGGCAUAUCAAUUCAGGGCCCUAGGGUUUCAGAUCAACUGGAAAUGAGAAGUUACCUUGAUGUUCCAAGAAAUAAAGGUUUAGCUAUUCAUAAUAUGCAGAGUCGUGUAGAUCAUACUAUUACCUCAGAUGUUCGUCUUUCUGACUGUCAGACAUUUAAGCCAAGUGGAGCUAGCCAACAGCCCCAGAGCAAUUUUGAAGUACAGUCCUCAAGAAACAAUGAAAUAGGUAACCCUGUGUCAUCACUGAGAGGCAUGCAAUCACAGGCCUUUCGAAUUAGUCAAAAUAGUGGUCCACCUAUUGACCGGCAAAAAAGAUUACCUUAUCCACCAGUUCAGAGCCUUCCAGCUGGAAAUGCCAUUCCCCCAAGAGACAAUGAAAAUGCAUGUCAUCAGAGUUUCAUGCAGAGUUUGCUUGCCCCUCACCUUGGUGAUCAAGUCAUUGGAAGCCAACGAUCAAUCUCAGAACAUCAGAGGAAUACACAGUGUGGCCCAUCUUCUGCAAUUGAAUAUAACUGUCCCCCAGCCCAUGAGAGCAUCCAUAUUCGAAGAGAGAGUGAGACUCAGAAUAGAGAAAGCUGUGACAUGUCUUUGGGUGCUAUUAACACCAGGAACAGUACUUUGAAUAUCCCUUUUUCUAGCUCUUCUUCCUCAGGGGAUAUUCAGGGUCGAAACACAAGCCCCAAUGUUUCUGUACAAAAGUCUAAUCCCAUGAGAAUGACUGAAAGUCAUGGAACCAAGGGCCACAUGAACCCCCCAGUUACUACUAAUAUUCAUGGGGUAGCACGGCCAACUCUGCCUCAUCCAGCUGUAUCUCAUGGGAGUGCUGAUCAAGGACCUCCUUCAGUUCGUCAGCCUAAUUCUUCAGUUACCCAGCGAUCAAGACAUCCCCUACAGGACAGCAGUGGUGGCUCCAAAAUCCGUCAGCCUGAAAGGAAUCGUUCUGGAAACCAAAGACAUAACAAUGUCUUUGAUCCUAGUCUUCCCCAUCUCCCUCUGUCUACCAGUGGCAGUAUGAUUAUUGGACGUCAGCAGUCCUCUACAGAGAAGAGAGGCAGUAUUGUUCGUUUUAUGCCUGAUAGUCCACAGGUGUCUAAUGAUAGUACAGCCCCAGACCAACACACUUUGUCCCAAAAUUUUGGAUUCCCAUUUAUUCCAGAGGGUGGUAUGAAUCCACCAAUAAAUGGCAAUACUUCUUUCAUUCCACAGGUUACUCAGCCCAGUGCCACUAGGACCCCAGCACUCAUCCCAGUAGAUCCCCAGAAUACAUUGCCUUCCUUCUAUCCACCUUAUUCCCCUGCUCACCCUACACUGUCCAAUGAUAUUUCAAUCCCUUAUUUUUCCAAUCAGAUGUUCCCAAAUCCUAGCACAGAAAAGGUAAACAGUGGAGGUUUAAAUAACCGAUUUGGAACAAUAUUAUCUCCUCCCAGGCCUGUUGGAUUUGCUCAACCAAGUUUUCCUCUUCUCCCUGAUAUGCCACCAAUGCAUAUGACCAACUCUCACUUGUCCAAUUUUAACAUGACAUCUUUGUUUCCAGAGAUAGCCACUGCUCUUCCUGAUGGCUCAGCAAUGUCUCCUUUGCUUACAAUAGCAAAUUCCUCAACGUCUGACUCUUCCAAGCAGACCUCAAACAGACCUGCCCACAACAUAAGCCAUAUUCUAGGUCAUGAUUGCAGUUCAGCAGUCUAAACACUGAUAGAAACUAAAUGUGAUGGGUGAGAUUAUAUAUUUGUGUAUAUGUAUAUAUAUAUGUAUAUUUCAUGUUUGCAUGUUUGUAUAGUCCAUUUUCUGUUAUCCACAAUAGGGAAGCAACAGCAGAGAUAAUCCAAAAAAGAAAAGUGGCUUACUGAAAGAAAUUACACUUAAUUUUGAAAUGCACUAUGACUUUUCCCCUAGUGAAUUUCCCAAGUUUCAUUUAGGGUGCUUUGUAUUUCUUGGGUAGAAAUCAACUGGUGUUAGACAUAGGCUAGCCUUGUAUUGGGUGGUAAGCAAGAGGGAGCCCAGUGUUAAAACCUAUUUUUAUAGAUAAUCCAUAGAUAGUAAAAACAUUAUGGCUAGUGACCAAAUUCUGGCUAAUGUCCAUGAUGAAAGCAGAACAGUGAGUUGUGUUUAUUUAAUUCCUUCCUCCCUCUAUUCCCCCAGUAAUUGGCUUGCUUAAGAAAAGGUUUUUGCCUUGAUUUAUAAAGCUCCAGUAAAUUAAAAAUCAUUUGAAUUUCAUAAGUCUUGCAUUUCAAAACAGGGAGCCAAUUUCAGUAGACACUUUUUUAAUACGUUUAAUCCAGAAGUCAAAAGUGUUUAUUUAGGUAUUAUUAGCCUCACCAAUAGGAUAGACUUAGAGCUAGAAGAAACCUUAUAGAUCAUCUAAACCAACCCCCUCAUUCACACAAGAGGAAACUUAAGGCCCAUUAACUUUCCUGGAUAGAUUUUAAAAAAAUCCAUGUUUGAAUUUGCUAAUUGUUCUUCCUCCUUUUUGGAAAGUAGAGCUAUUCUGUAAAGGCAUAAAUAUCCCGUAAAUGCUUGAUUAAUUAGGCCCAUUCUAUUUAAACUAAUUUCCUUUGUAUUUGUUCAUCAUUAGUUCUUGUUAAUGAUAAUAUGUUGAAUUUCACAAGAUUGAGUUUUUCAUUUUUCAGUGGAGAAAUAUUUUCACAUUACAUAAUAAAUAGAGAGCCAGCCUUGAAGAUAGGAGGACCUGGAUUCAGGUCUUGCCUCUAACACAUACUGUGUGCAAGUCACUUAACCUCUCAAUGCUCUAGUCAAUUCUCUUAAGACUAUGAGUUGUUGAAGUUGUUGAAAAUUACUGAUCUGCAUCAGAAGAGGAAGUUACCUCAUCUAUUAGUACCUUAUAUGAUUAAAAUCAUGGGUCCAACUAGUUCUAUUGGUUCAUUGCCUACCCCUAUCCUUACUGAUUUGUCUAAAAAAAAGAUGUACUUCACAGUGGAACUAUACAGAAUUCACUUAUAGGAAUUUUCUAACUAUUCUUCCCUGCUGUGGAUAUUAAGGAGCUUAAUCCUCAUUUGGAAAGACCAUAAUCUUUAUAUUUGGGAGGAAAAUAUAUACACAUAUACAUACACAGGCCUAUAUACAGAAACUGGCUCAUUGACAGGUCUGCCUUCAUACAAAUCUGUAGGUGGAACCUGCUAAAGGGGUGAGAGAAAGCUUUUUAAAAAGGUUAUUGGAUAAAGAAAUGUCUAUUUCAGAAACCUAAUUUUAUAUAGUUAGUUAACAGGGAAAUGACCAUGUUCACUCAUAAUUUCCCUGGCCUUUUUAGUAGGUAUUUUACUGCCACAACAAAGUGAGUUGGUGAUGGUGAGUGGCUUGUGUUAAUUAUUCCUACUGCUGUGCUAAUGGGGUGAACUCAAAGGACCACAGCUUCUACAGCAUAAUUUUCCCCCCAGUGGUAGAAUCUCUAAAUAUUUGGUCAGGGCAGUUUACUCCUGUUAAUACCUCUUCUAAAGACUCUUUCAUCAGUAGGGUCAUUUGUGCCUCUUUAGCUGCUCUGGCCAAAUUCAAUUGCUUUGCGGCCCAGGAAAGCAGCCUCCUGGGCAUGGGGGAGGUUGUAGUUGUGAAGAUUAAAUGAGACAAUGUUUGUGAAGCUUUUUGUAAACUUAUAUAAAUGCAAGAUAUUAUUUUCCAUCCCCUCAAUUCUGUAUUUUCCUCAUAAUUUAGGGAUGGAGUAUUUACAAAUUAUUUAAGGGACAGUGGGUAGGUGGUGAAUAUAGUAAAUCAUAGCAGGAGGGAGGGCAAGACAUGUUUCCGAGCUCAUUUUCAGAUUUUAAUCUACAAAAUCAAACUUGUAUCAGCUCUCAUUUGCCAGUUAGAAAGUGAGCAGGUUUGGAAAUAUAGACCACACAUGAAUAUGCACUUCUGUAGAACCAUUUGUGACCAUUCAAAGCCUGGUAGCUAAGCAGAAUAGACAAGCUUAAGUAGGAACUAGUUAAGCUGCCUUUUUCUGAAAAGUCCUCAAAACCCAAAUGUUUCCCAAGUACCUUCUAAUGAACUUACUGCUUUAUUCUGCUCAGGUCUAACUAGAGAUAGUUAUUCAUUUGCAUUAUACUUACCUUUAGAUAUGUAGACGUUUUGAUUUUAGAAUGACCCUAAAUGAUACUCUAUUUUGUCAAGGCCCAUCCUUUCUCCUACUGUGUCAAAGAAGGUAUGGCUAUGAAUGGAGGGGAGGGAUUUUCCUUGCUAUGGGCUGUUAUAUUUAUGUGCUUACAUAUAUCUCAUUACUAAGGGGAACAUUCCAAAUGAGGCCUCAAAUAUAAAAGUAAAUUGUGUAUUUACCUUAUGUAUCAAUGUACAUGCUCUUAUUUGGAUUUGAAAACAUCAGUGCCUAUGGUGAUAUCCUAACAGUAUUAAAUAUGUGAUAUACAAAUCUUGGCAAUUGAUUCUAUAAUAAUGAGUGAUCUGGUAUUAGCUAAUCAUCUACUAAAGUUUUUGGGUAAAGAAAUAUGAGGAAUGGGUUAUUUUUGUGGAAGAAAUUUAAGCUCACAAUUGAUUUGCUAAUUCAGGGUUGGAGAUUGAAGCCAGUUCUGGAGAUGAUUUUAUAAUCUCCUGAUUGUUCAUGGUUAACUAACUCCAAGUCAGUGUAGUUGUCCAGGGAGAAUCAAUGACUAUCUUUUAAUUAGUGGAUUUGUGUGUGUGUGUGUGUGUGUGUGUGUGUGUCCAAUAUUGGUUUAGAAUUGGUUAUGGAAAAAGUAACAUUGAAACAUUUCAUUUCUCUUUAAGUAUAGCACUGUCAUUUAAUGAAAUGGAAGAUUCAGAUUUCUGUUUGUGUGUAAUUUUUAUGUAAUUGUCCAAGAUGAAAAUAUUCAUGUUUGAUACCAUCAUUGACUUUGUCACACAACAAGUUAAUAGAGGUGGAGGAAAGAUGCUCUUUCAUGAUGAUUAUGCUUUUUCAGUGAGUCUCUUUUCUUUUUUGUUGGGUGUUUUGGAAGAAUGAGACCUGUCCCUAUUUUUCAAAAUAAUGAGUGACAAGUCAGUGAUGGAUUUGCUUUGUAAAAUGUAACAUGCAUGAACUGUGAAAAAAGGAGAAUUGGAAGCUGGGGUUGGGGAAAGGCAGAACAUUCCUUUGCCAACAAAUCUCAGUCAUGUCACAGUGCUUAUGCUGAACUGGAACCAAAAUGAACCAUUUAAGUCAUCUUACUUGAAUAUACAAAACAUUUAUGCAUCUUAAGGGAAUUACUAUUUGUCUUUAAUAUUUUAACUACUUGCUUAUGCCUUCUUAGCUGUUUCUAUAAAGUGGGUGAGACUAGAACCCAACUUUAAAAAUGUGAUAAUAUAAUGGAUUUUGAGUGCAGUUUAAAACAUUGGCGAAAAUAGAAACUCUAAAAAUGUUUUUGCUCAUCUUUGCCCUUUCUGUCUUGACACAUGAGUACACAUACUUUUUUUUUGUUUUGUCACUCCAUGUCAAGUGGAUGGCAGUCAGUCAGCCUAGGCAUUCUUGUAGUAGAAUGAAAAUUUCCUUUGCCAUGAAAAGACCAUUGGCCUGAGUAGAAGGUGGUGUGCUAUAUUCCUAGAUCAGUGAUCCCCAAUCCCUGGUUUUAUUGACCCAGCUUGUCUACAGUUAUUUCAAAGGGCUGUCAAGGAAUUCUCAAAACCAAAUUAAAAUUGUUUUAAUUUUUUUUAAAGUGUUAUCUUGCACUAGAUUUGUUUUAGAGGUGGUGGAAUUGGGCAGGCAGAGGAAGGGAUAAGAAAAGUGGGGAAGUGAGGCCACAAAUUCAACAGGAACUUUUGAGUGCAACUCCAAAAGGUUGGGAAUUUCUUUUCCAGUUUAUUAAUUUACAACACAUGUAGAUCUUUGCCCCCAGUUGAAAUGCACUUAGGGCUCUGUACCCUCCAGAGGGCAACAGUGACAUCCAAUGGCCAGUUGAGACUACUGGAGUCAAUAUCUCCGAUGGGUCUCAUGACAUCCAUCAGAAAUAAAGGUUACAGCCCCCCCGAAGAUGUCUGUUUUGCUGAAUGUUGCUUUCUCUUUCCUGUUCCAAAAUUAAAAUACCACUUUACUUUUUGGGUACCUUCCUUUCUGUCUUCUAAACUUCUUAUGUGGACCCUGAAAGAAUACUGGUGUUUAUUUGCAGGUGAUUCCAAGCUUAGCCUAAGCCAAUCCAGUAAAAUUUACAGAAAGUGAAGAUCUUCCCAAGGAUACAAUGUCUAAUUCUGCACACUUCCUCCUGCGACAGUACUGCACUUUAACUGAAACUGUGCCUCUGGUCCUUAGACCUAUUGUUAGAACAUAUCACCCACCCAAUCGUUAAAAAAAAAAAAAGCAAAGGAACAGCCAGAGUGGUAUCUACCAUAUCACUGAAUGCUUUUCCCUCAGAAGUCCAGCUCUUGUUUCUCACUGUUGCCUUAUCUUACUGAGCCAUCUUUGAUACUGAUCUUGUCAGAAACAGUUAAUGGUAGCAAAACUUUAAACUGAGAGCUUGUUUGUGAUGGCAUUUCAGAUUAUUGACUCUAGGUUUAAGUGAAACCCAUCAACAUUGAUCUUUCUCUUUCUGUGGCCCAUAGACCCUGUGUAAAGAAGGUAGGAGUGGUCAGACACAUCUUAUCCAACGACUCAACCUUUUUUUUAAAAAUGAAUUUUAAAAUAUGGAAAUGUCAUUUUUGGAUUACUGCAUAACAUGUAAUGUAUCAUUGUAAAUGAUGUGAUCCUACAAAUGGAGAAUUUGGAGGGUGUAUCUCCAUUUACAUUUUUCACACAUACUCCAAAACAGGUGGCCUUUAUUUUGUAGAUCCUUUUGUUCUGUACAACUGGACACUUUUUGACUGUGUCCUAGAAACUUGAAGUUUUCGCUAUUUGGCUUUUGAAGAUCCCAUUGUUUCCUCAAGUCUUAGAAGUCAUUUUUCAUAUGUGGGGUCAUUAAGGCACUGGACUGUGCUAUGGUGAAUUGUCUUUAGGGGAAGUUGAAUUACUUCUUUUCCAAGUAGGAUGGGACCAUACAGUGUUGUUUAAGAUGCUGCUGCUGUUUUAGUGUGAAGGAGAAUGGCUUGGCUUCCACUUUUCGCACAUAAGAUGUUUCACUUUGGUAACAGGGUGGAGGACAGUGAGGUAGAAAUAACAGUUACCUUCACAGAUUUUUACAUAUGCUGCCUGAGAAGAUUAAUACGUGGCAGUCACCAAGAGAAAUUAAAUGCAUUUCUUUCAAUAGUGUAAUUAUUUGUAUCUAUACUAAGCCAGCAGGAUCUGCUGUGCAACGUGUCCUAUAACUGUAAAUUACCUGGUUUAUAAUUCUGAUGGAAAUUCUAGUUUCCUUUUUGUAAUGGAAUUCAGAACAGAAAUGUAUCAUAUGAUCAGGAACAUCAUACAGUUGUAAAUAAGAUUGUGUCCUGUUUAUUUUGACAUCUUUUUAUAGAUACAUUGCAUUAGGGUGUGAAUAUUCUAAACCAUGCUCUUGUUUAAAGUUUUGAAAUUUUUAUUGUUAAAUGUAACACUUUAAUGGUUGUAAUAAUUAUUUGUAUAGAUAUGAAUAUAAUAUUUUAUUUAAGAAAAUAAACAUUGCAUUUUUGCAUUGUAAA
This is a messenger RNA of Phascolarctos cinereus (koala), 12923 nucleotides long. It is a transcript of the gene USF3, whose product is annotated as upstream transcription factor family member 3. Gene Ontology annotation, molecular function: RNA polymerase II transcription regulatory region sequence-specific DNA binding; protein dimerization activity; DNA-binding transcription activator activity, RNA polymerase II-specific. NCBI's taxonomy places the organism in Eukaryota, Metazoa, Chordata, Mammalia, Diprotodontia, Phascolarctidae. The record is from RefSeq and is a predicted model, not a curated record. Gene Ontology annotation, biological process: negative regulation of epithelial to mesenchymal transition; positive regulation of transcription by RNA polymerase II.